UCGACGCGGCCGCGCGAUCUCUGGCGCUGCAUCACGGGCCGGGGCCGCGAGCCACACACGGAGCAAGCAGCCAAGCGAGCGAAGCGAACAAAAAGCUCACGGGGGCCAGCUAAGCGCACGGACCGACGCCCGACGAUGGCCGCUCUGCCGCGGCGGAGGCUCCUCCUCUUUCUCGCGCUGCUCCGUGUUCUAAUCUGCGGAGCGGCGCCGUUCCGGGCGAGGGACCUGCUGCCGCUGCUGCCGCGGCGGAUGGCGUGGCAGCUCAUGGGCGCCACGGCCCACAGCGCCGUCGACCUGCUCCCGUCGUUCGUCGGCGCCGUGGCGCCGGGCGGGCCCGCGGCCGCCUGGCGCGGCGCGUGCUUCGACGAAAACCAGGCCGUGCUCGACCUCACCCCCGGCCGCAACGGGACCGCCGGGGGCCUCGGUGGCGCCGUCCUCCGCCUCAAGACUGCUUCGCCUCAGAGCUGGACAUGCAUGGACCUGUACGUGUUCGCAACGCCCUACAGGGUAGCCUGGGACUACUACAUGAGGUCGAACGAGAACCACACCUUCGAGAUCAAAGCGUGGGAGGACGCGGCAGAGAUGGAAUACGUAAAGCAGCACGGGAUCGCCGUCUUCCUGAUGCCAUCUGGGAUGCUUGGGACGCUGCUGUCCUUGGCCGACGUGGCGCCUUUGUUCUCCAACACCGGCUGGGGCCAGGACGCCAACUUGGCGUUCCUUGGGAAGCACAUGGGGGCGUCGUUCGAGAGGCGUCGUUCCGCGAACACAAUUAUAAGGAGGGAGGACGUGCGGUCGGGCGACUUCUUGGCGCUCUCCAAGAUCCGGGGCCGGUGGGGCGGGUUCCAGACGCUGGAGAAGUGGGUCACCGGCGCCUUCGCCGGCCACACCGCGGUUGUCCUCAAAGAUGGUGACGCCAACCUCUGGGUCGCAGAAUCAGGCUACGAAAAUAACAAGGGUGACGAGAUCAUUAGCAUGACUCCGUGGGACGAGUGGUGGGGGAUGGCGCUCAAGGACGAGUCCAACCCUCAGAUAGCGCUUCUGCCGCUGCACCCCGAUGUACGGGCAAGGUUCGACGAAAGCGCCGCGUGGGAAUUCGCCCGGAGCAUGUGCGGGAAACCCUACGGCUACCACAACAUGAUAUUUAGCUGGAUCGAUACGGCGUCAGACAAUUACCCGCCUCCUCUUGACGCCAACCUGGUAAUGGCCAUUAUGUCCAUGUGGACCAGACUGCAGCCGCGCUAUGCUUCCAACAUGUGGAACGAAGCACUUAACAAGCGACUUGGGACUGAGAAACUGGACCUCCAUGGGAUCAUUAGGGAGACCGAGAGACGGGGCCUGUCCUUCAACCAGCUGCUCACCGUACCUGAGCGAGACGACUGGGAGUACAGCGACGGCAAGUCCACGACGUGCGUCGCCUUCAUCCUGUCCAUGUACAAGGCGGCCGGAGUCUUCGCUCCCUACACGGAGUCCAUCCAGGUCACCGAGUUCACCAUCCGGGACGCGUACAUGCUCAAGAUCUUCGAGGACAACCAGACGCGGCUGCCCAGCUGGUGCAACGCGGCGGCGGACGGCCUCCCCUUCUGCCAGAUCCUCGGGGAGUACAAGAUGGGCCUGCCGGAGUACAACACCAUCGAGCCCUACGCCAACAUGAACGAGAACUGCCCCUCGGCGCCGCCCACCUACAGCCGCCCGUCGCGCUGCUAGCUCGGCGUUGCCUGGGGUAAGUCGUCGUCGACGUCGUACGUGCAGAGUAUAUGUUGUUGUUGUUGUUGUUCGCUCGUAUGCUUAAUUCAGCCAUUAAUUCAGCUACGGCCUAGCUACCGGCACAAGUUAAUUUGCUUAGCCUUUAGCCUUCGCUGCUGUAAAGUGACUGCUCGUGGAAAUGAUUACUACAAAAUUAGUGUAAAGCGGCCGCACAUCUGGCCUUCAGUA
This is a messenger RNA of Zea mays, 1932 nucleotides long. RefSeq lists its product as uncharacterized. The record is from RefSeq and is a predicted model, not a curated record. Bases 136 to 1704 code for a protein of 522 amino acids. NCBI's taxonomy places the organism in Eukaryota, Viridiplantae, Streptophyta, Magnoliopsida, Poales, Poaceae. The transcript has 8 exons.